This is a messenger RNA of Gossypium arboreum, 663 nucleotides long. Its product is annotated as secreted RxLR effector protein 161-like. Lineage: Eukaryota; Viridiplantae; Streptophyta; Magnoliopsida; Malvales; Malvaceae. The transcript has a single exon. The record is from RefSeq and is a predicted model, not a curated record. The coding region runs from base 1 to 663 and encodes 220 amino acids.
AUGGACAAGGCAAAUAGUUCUCCUACACCUAUGGUCUCCACCUGCCACCUCUCUAGUCAUGAGGGUAAUCCCAUUAAAGAUGAGCAUCUGUUCAGAAGCAUUGUAGGUGCUCUCCAAUACGUUGUCAUUACUAGGCCGGACAUUGCAUUUGCUGUUAAUAAGGUUUGUCAGUUCAUACACAAGCCUUUGGAUUCUCAUUUUAAGGCUGUCAAAAGGAUCCUACGUUACUUACAAGGGACCCUGAGUCAUGGGUCGCAAUUUACUAGAUCUUCAAAGUUUUUACUUGAAGGAUACUCCGAUGCCAGUUGGGGGUCUAACUCGGAUGAUCGACGGUUCACUUCGGGGUUCUGUGUUUUCUUUGGUGGUAAUCUCGUUUCCUGGAGUUCUCGCAAACAGCAGGUAGUUUCUAGAUCAACUGCAGAGGCAGAAUACAGGAGCCUUGCGCAUGUUACCGCUGAAAUGAUCUGGAUUCAGUCCUUACUAUCUGAGCUUUCUGCUCCAAUCAAGGUCAAGGCUUUAGUUUGGUGCGAUAGUUCGGCUGCUGUUGCUGUUGCCAGUAAUCCUAUCAUGCACUUAAAAUUUAAGCAUGUCAAGUUGGAUCUUUUCUUUGUGCGAGAGAAGGUUGCUGAGGGAUCUUUGCAAGUGGGGCAUGUAUCCAGCUAA